Molecule: messenger RNA, 960 nt
Organism: Nothoprocta perdicaria
Lineage: Eukaryota; Metazoa; Chordata; Aves; Tinamiformes; Tinamidae
Gene: TBX10
Product: T-box 10
Exons: 6
Biological process (GO): cell fate specification; positive regulation of DNA-templated transcription; regulation of transcription by RNA polymerase II
Cellular component (GO): nucleus
Molecular function (GO): RNA polymerase II cis-regulatory region sequence-specific DNA binding; DNA-binding transcription factor activity, RNA polymerase II-specific
Source: RefSeq, a predicted model, not a curated record
AUGGGGAGGCCCUGCCCGCUGGCAGCAGCCCCUUCGAGCGCUGCGCUGGCGGCCGAGGGGCCGGGAAGCGGCACCAAGAACCAGCGCGUGUGCCAUGUGGCGGUGCAGCUGGAGAUGGGCGGCCUGUGGCAGCAGUUCAACCGCCUGGGCACCGAGAUGAUCGUCACCAAGGCGGGCAGGAGGAUGUUCCCCACCUUCCAGGUGAAGCUCUCGGGRCUGGACCCGCUGGCUGAUUACGUCCUGCUGAUGGAUUUUGUCCCGUUGGAUGACAAGAGAUACAGAUACGCCUUCCACAGCUCGUCGUGGCUGGUGGCAGGCCGGGCCGACCCCGUGGCRCCUGGCCGCGUCCACUUCCACCCCGACUCACCCGCCAAGGGUGCCCAGUGGAUGCGGCAGAUCGUCUCCUUUGACAAGCUCAAGCUCACCAACAACCUCCUGGAUGACAAUGGCCAUAUCAUCCUCAACUCCAUGCACCGGUACCAGCCCCGCUUCCAUGUGGUCUUCGUGGACCCCCGGCGGGACAGCGAGCGCUUUGCCCAUGAGAACUUCAAGUCCUUCAGCUUCCCCGAAACGCAGUUCAUGGCAGUGACAGCCUACCAAAACCACCGGAUCACGCAGCUGAAGAUCGCCAGCAAUCCCUUUGCCAAGGGCUUCCGGGACUGUGAGCCGGAGGCCUGGUAAGUGUCCCCACGCCACCGCGAGGCUCCUGGGGCUCCCCGAAUGCAUGGCUGCAGCGGAGAGCAGGCACCGGCCAUCCCCCGCGAGCCGGCUCCGCUCCCCCAGACGGCUCUUGUGGCAGAGCUGCCCCCCUACCAGCCCCUUGGCUACCACAGUGUGUAUGUGGGGGCCAAGCCCCGCACUGUGCCCUACCCGCUGCCCACCCUGCAGCCGCCCACCUUCCACGCGCUCAACGGCUACGGGGCCACAGCAGCGUCUGCCUUCACCUACAGCCAGCAGUGA